Molecule: messenger RNA, 16469 nt
Organism: Aedes albopictus (Asian tiger mosquito)
Lineage: Eukaryota; Metazoa; Arthropoda; Insecta; Diptera; Culicidae
Exons: 2
Coding region: 1-5538 (1845 amino acids)
Biological process (GO): DNA integration
Molecular function (GO): nucleic acid binding
Source: RefSeq, a predicted model, not a curated record
AUGUUUUUUGAUACUGCUCCGCUGGUUACUAAUCAAUCCCAAACAAGUUUUAUUACCCCACCGGGACCAACCGGCGGUGAACAUUUUGGUAGACUAACUCGCCCCUCACACGUAGAAACUAUUCCCGAAAAUCCAGCUCAAAAGAAAUUGCCGAAUCAGCCUUUUGUAGAAAAUACUUCAAACACAUUAGGAACAUUCACUGCACCAUUGGCCCCUGUUUUCCCCUCAACACACCAACGCGUUACGAGUGUUUCUAGCUACUCGCAUCCAAUCACUACACCGGUAGUUUUUGAUAGAGUAGCGCAAAGUCAAAAUGUGUCAAGUGUUACGCAAAGUGCUAGUGUUCCAAGUGUCGUUCAGCCAGCAUACGCCGGGGUAGCGGGUAUCCACCCGAAUGCUACGAAGCCAACAGCUUCGUUCCUGGUUUCGCGCCCUCUGCCGAACAUGGCGCAGUUCGAGAUGCCAUCGAUGGGCAUUCAACCACCGUUGCCGCCAUUAGCACCUGUAGAUGGACCGACGGCCCAGCAGAUUGCAGCUCGGCACGUGGUUCCAAAGGAUUUGCCGGCGUUUUCUGGCGAUCCAACGGAGUGGCCACUCUUCGCCAGCAGUUACUACAACUCUACGGCCAUGUGUGGCUAUUCGGACGGCGAAAAUUUGAUGAGACUACAGCGCAGCCUUAAAGGUAACGCCAGGGAAGCGGUUCAUUGCCAUCUCCUGCACCCUGCGUCGGUUCCGCAAGUUAUGAUGACGCUGCAAACCCUCUUCGGACGUCCGGAGCUCAUCGUUCGUAGCUUGUUGAACAAGGUUCAGUCAACACCAGCACCGAAGGCAGACAAGCUGGAGACCCUAAUUAGUUUUGGACUUGCCGUUCAAAAUCUGUGCAGCCACCUGCAAUCAAUGGGAAUGGAGGCGCACCUGUCGAAUCCCACUCUUCUUCAAGAACUGGUUGAUAAGCUGCCUACCAACUUGAAACUGGAUUGGGCCCUACAUCAGCGUCAUCUGCCAGCCGUAGACCUGAGCUCGUUCGGCAGCUACAUGUCAACGAUCGUCUUUGCCGCGUCGAAAGUUUCUGUUGGAUCGGAAUCAGUGGGAAAGUUCGAAAAGCCAAAGGGGAAGGAGAAAGGUUUUCUGAAUACCCAUUCUACGGAACAAGUGGGCGACAACGACCGAGAAGAGCGACAAGAAAGCAGUGCAGGACAGACGAGGGCACCAUACAUCCCAAAGCCUUGUCCGGUUUGCAAGAAAGACCCUCACAGAGUGAAGGAUUGCCGCAGUUUCCUGAAAGCAAGUAUCGACGACCGCUGGAAGCUAGUUCAUCAAGCGAAUCUGUGCAGGCGCUGCUUGAUUGGUCACGGCAAAUGGCCAUGUAAAGCGACAGUGUGCGGGAUGGACGGGUGCGAGCUACGUCAUCAUAAGCUCUUGCAUCCGGGAAAACCAGAACCAUCGCCCAACGCCAAGGAUCAACCCAAGGUAACUGGUACUGUCGGCGUUCAUCGUCAUCAGUCUCGCCCCACACUCUUCCGGAUCAUUCCGGUCACAGUGCAUGCGAAAGGAACAUCAAUUCGCACGCUGGCGUUCCUUGACGACGGCUCUUCCUACACGUUGAUAGAGCAGGAUCUCGCGGAUGAACUUGGCGUUACUGGCGAACUGGAACCACUGUGCUUACAAUGGACAAGCGGAAUAACAAGGACGGAGGCGAACUCUCGAUUGCUGCAGAUUGAGGUAUCAGGUGUCGACGCCAACCGGAAGCACAUCUUGGAGGAUGUCCGAACAGUGGAGAAACUCGAUCUACCUCCGCAAUCGUUGCGGUAUCUAGAGCUAGCGGAUAGGUACGAGUACCUACGAGAUCUUCCGGUGGCUAGCUACGAUAGCACGGUGCCGCGUAUUCUGAUUGGCGUAGACAACGCCAACUUACUGGUAACGCUCAAGAAAAGAGAAGGGAAGAAGUUUGAGCCAGUUGCCACUAAAACUAGGCUUGGGUGGACGAUCUACGGGAACGUGGAAGGAUUUGGCGAGCCAUCCCAUCGGCUCCUACACAUUUGCGCCCGAUCAGCUGACGAAAGUCUUCACGAAGUUGUUAAGGAGUUCUUCUCUAUCGAGAGUGUUGGCGUCGCAGUUGCAACGAAAAUCGAAGCAGAGGACGAUCGAAGAGCUCGUGUUAUUAUGGAGAAAACGACCAUCCGCAUGCCAUCUGGAAGAUUCCAGACUGGUCUCCUAUGGAGGAAUGACUACGUCGAGUUCCCGGACAGCCGGGCUAUGGCAGAGCAUCGUCUAAAAUGUUUGGAACGGCGACUUAGUAAGAACCCCGAGCUGUAUAACAACGUGAAGCAGCAAAUCAAGGACUACCAACGCAAAGGAUAUGCACACGAGUUGACCGAGCAGGAGGCGAAUAACAGCGAUCCUCGACGGGUCUGGUAUUUGCCCUUAGGGGUUGUAACAAACGCGAACAAACCAGGCAAGGUACGGAUCGUCUGGGAUGCCGCGGCUAAAAUUGAAGGGAUCUCGCUCAACUCUAUGUUGAUGAAGGGUCCAGACAUGACUGCGUCGCUCACAACAGUGCUGUAUCGUUUCCGGCAACGACAAAUUGCCAUAGCAGGUGACAUCAGGGAGAUGUUUCACCAGAUCCAAAUUCGUCCACAAGAUCGUCAAGCCCAAAGAUUUUUAUGGCGAGAUGAACCUGGUGAAACGAGUAAGGAAUACGUCAUGGAUGUGGCAACCUUCGGGUCGACCUGCUCACCUUCGUCGGCCCAAUACAUCAAAAACAGGAAUGCAGAAGAGUGGAGCGCACAGUACCCGGAGGCUGCGGUAGCCAUCAUAGAGUGUCAUUACGUCGAUGACUAUCUGGACAGUCUGGAUUGCGAGGAAGAAGCUGUUCAACUGGCGCUCGAUGUGAAGACCGUUCACGCUAAGGCCGGAUUUGAUAUCCGGAAUUGGCUAUCAAACUCAGAGCUGGUCGUUCAACGGGUCGGGGAUCUGGGCCAGCAGGUUACGAAGAGUUUCACAGUCGGCAAAGGUUCGGAGACUGAAAGGGUGCUGGGAAUGAGUUGGACACCGAAGGAGGACACUUUCACUUUCGCUGUGAAUUUUCGGAGCGACAUCCAAUCGUUGAUCAGUGGCACGAGCGUGCCAACCAAACGCCAAGUUCUGCGGGCCGUCAUGAGUGUUUUCGACCCCCUGGGAUUAGUCGCGGUGUUCGUGAUCCACGGAAAGUGCUUGGUGCAAGACAUUUGGCGGACCAAAAUUGGUUGGGAUGAUCCAAUUCCCGAGAAACUCCACGAAACUUGGCGUCGAUGGAUUCAAGUUCUUCAGCAGCUACCUCAACUCGAACUACCACGAUGCUACUUUCCAAACUACAGUGUCGGCAGUCUUCGGAGUCUACAGCUUCAUGUGUUUGUGGAUGCCAGCGACACGGCCUACUCUUGCGUCGCUUACUUCCGGAUUGAGGAUCAGGAAAGGGGAUUCCGAUGCGUGCUUGUUUCGUCCAAGACAAAGGUGGCUCCUCUAAAACCGCUGUCAAUACCACGUUUGGAGCUCCAGGCGGCAGUCAUCGGUACACGACUGAUGAAGUCCAUCCAGCAGAGCCACACGCUGCUUAUCUGCCGACGAGUUAUUUGGAGCGAUUCGAGGACCGUCCUGUCAUGGAUCCAAUCAGAUCAACGGAAUUACCGGCAGUUUGUUGCGUUUCGGAUAGGCGAGAUCUUGGAGGAGACCAAAUUGGAAGAAUGGAGAUGGAUUCCAUCGCGCUUCAACGUCGCUGACGAAGCGACAAAAUGGGGAAAUGGGCCAAACCUACGCGAGAACAGCCGAUGGUUCUGUGGACCAGAGUUCCUAUGCAAAGAAGAAUCGGAGUGGCCGAAACAGGAGCUCCCGGAAGCAGAUACAGCGGAAGAACAACGACCAGUGAACGCGCACCAUCGAGCGGCAGAGGAACCACUCGUCGACUUCAGGCGAUUUUCCAGUCUUCAACGUUUGGUUAGAACGGUUGCUUAUGUGCGUCGUUUCAUCGCUAUCGCUAGAGGAAGAUUCGUUGCUGAAGCUCCUGCGUCUGCAAUAUUGUCUCGCCAAGAGAUUCAGGAAGCGGAGUUUACACUAUGGCGUUGGGUUCAAGCGGAAGUUUACCCCGAUGAACUGCAAACGCUUCGUGCCAAUCAGCAGCUAGAGACCCACGAACAUGGAAAGUUCGGGAAAAACAGUCCACUACGGAAACUGUCUUGCUUCAUCGACGAGGCUGGGGUAAUUCGGUUGGAUGGAAGGUUGAGGAACGCGCUUCAUGCUCCAUAUGCUGCUAAAUUUCCUGUAGUUCUGCCGAAAAAGCAUCUUAUUACCGGAUUGCUAGUCUCUUCGUACCAUCAGCGGUUCGCUCACGGAAAUAGCCAAACCGUGCUCAACGAAAUACGCCAAAAAUUCUACAUCUCCAGUCUUCGUAUCAUCGUUCGACAGAUUGCGAAACAGUGUGCUUGGUGCACUGUCUAUAAAGCUAGCCCACGAUUUCCCAAGAUGGCUCCACUGCCAGAAGCUCGGGUUACUCCUUACGUCCGCGCAUUCACGUACAUUGGCGUGGAUUACUGCGGGCCAUUUUCGAUACGAGUUCGGAGGUACGAGGUGAAGAGAUGGGUGAUGCUGGUGACGUGCCUUACAGUACGAGCCGUGCACCUUGAAGUGGUAGGUAGCCUGUCAACCGAGGCGUGCAAGAUGGCCAUUCGAAGGUUUAUAGCCAGGCGGGGAGCACCGCAGGAAAUAUAUAGCGACCAAGGGACCAACUUCAUCGGCGCAAGUAGAGAGCUGAAGGCGGAGAUAGCCAAUAUCAACAAGGACCUAGCAGGAACGUUCACAAACGCCGAUACACAAUGGCAUUUCAACCCACCUGCAACCCCACAUAUGGGUGGGGCAUGGGAACGUCUUGUGAGGUCGGUGAAGACAGCGCUGAGGACCAUUUCAACCGAAAGAAAACUGGACGAAGAAACGUUCUACACGUACCUCACUGAGGUGGAAUCCAUGGUUAACUCCCGUCCGUUAACCGACGUGCCGCUGGAAUACGAGGAUGGUGAGGCCAUUACACCCAAUCAUUUUUUGCUGCUCAGCUCUUCUGGGGUGGUACAGCCAGCACAGCUUCCAGUGGACAAGAGAGCUCUGAGGACAAACUGGGAUCAAGUCCGACAUCUUCUGGAUCUAUUCUGGUCGAAGUGGAUUAAGGAAUAUCUGCCUCUUGUCAACAUCCGCACAAAAUGGUUGUCCAACUCCAAGCCAGUGAAACCCGGAGACCUGGUGAUGCUGGUGGAUGCGGGCUCAAGGAACAGCUGGAAGCGUGGCAGGAUUGUGAAGGUCUACGAGGGAGCAGAUGGGAUUGUACGACGGGCUGACGUCCAAACUGCCAACGGAUUGUUCCAGAGGUCGGUUACUGGAUUAGCAGUGCUUGAGGUGAUGAAAGACGGUACAGCUGCAGGAAGUUGCCAGCAAUACGGGUCGGGGAAUGUUGAAGAUACUGAUCACCUGGCAACACUGACCCCAGAUGAUAGACCGGACUCGACAUCAUCGUAGAACGUCACGGUGACAGACGUUUGACAUACAGUAAGACACACACUAUCUACACGACACGAAACGAUAACAAAUUGAUUGUAAAACACGUACUAUUGAAUUCAUACCACACGUGGCAAACGAAGAAUUAGUUAAUUGAAUUAUACACAUAUUUUGCCCAUUAUACAAAAAUUUCACUUUGACAGUGACAAAGUUGCAGGACAAGUUUGACACGGACAGUAUAUUACAAAAGGGACUUAGAAUUGUAAGUAAACUAGACAAUAAUACGACUGUUCACGACACUAAAUGAAACUUAAUUAUAGCUUAAAGCAUUCUCCACCUAAUUCGAGUUUGCUGUACAGAGAGUCCGAAGUUCCGUGUCCGUAACUGACCGCAACAGUUAGGGCAUUUCUGGCGAGAUUGUCCAAAAUUGAGCAUAAGUGACGACGACGAUGAUGAAGAAGAAGAAGCGAAGGUUUCUACGAUAACACCGAAGGUACGGCGGCAGGCGCGUGAAGAUAGAAAUAUAUGCUUCGUUGCCCCUGGAGGACGAAUGCCCAGCCAAGUGGCAGAUAGAUCCAAUGAAGAGGAAUCGUACCUUGACUCUGGCUGCACGAUGCAUUUAUCAGGGAAAGCGGAGCUGUUGAAAGAGAUGAAGGCAUGCAACGAAUACGUGACUUUGACUGAUGGUACGACACUGCAAGCAAAAACGAUUGGUACCGCAACGCUGAACAUAACUGGAGAAAAUGGUGAAUGGCGAACAAUUAGGGUUAAAAAUGUUUUAUUUGUACCUACACUGAGCAGUAAUUUGUUAUCUGUGGGGCGAAUUGCAGAACAAGGUUUCAAAGUGAGUUUCGAAGCAGAAAAAUGUUUGAUAAUGAAGGGAAGUAGAGUGAUAGCCGCAGGUAUAAGGAAGAAUGGGAUGUAUGCUUUAGUGUAGUUUGUGUUUAGUGAGAUGUAUUGUCCAGUAAGCUUGACAUGGAAUGCAGGAGACAAGUGGAAGAAGAAUACAAGAGAGUUUUGUUUGAGGAGGAGACUAUCAUACAGAUGUUUUAAUUCUAGAACGCAGGAAAAGAAAGUAGAUGUCGAGGCUUACACUGAGGAGGAGUGUUGGAGAUAGCAGUGAUCGCCUCACCUCGCCUCUUUUCGUCAAGCCCCUGGACUGCUGCCCAGUCAAUAUCGCCCUGGAAGGAGUUAUGCGACGACCCGGGCUCAACAGCCAGGGCACGAUUUUCAUGAAAUACGGCCAAUUUGUUUGCCUUGCGGAUGUCAUGGACAUUAUUGCUAAAUCAUUUGGAACGGUGACGGAACUGUUCACCCGCCUGAUACGGGAAGCAACAAAGGUCGGACUGAUGGUGAAGGCGUCAAAAACGAAGUACAUGCUGGCAGGUAGCACCGCGAACGACAGGGUAAGCCUGUGUAUCAGUGUUACGAUAGACGGGGACACGUUCGAGGUGGUAAAAGAUUUCGUCUACCCCGGAUCCUUUUUAACGGCAGACAACAACGUUAGCCGUGAAAUACGAAGGUGGUGGAUGUAUUCGUCUAUCUCGGAUGCUUACUGACGGCUGACAACAAUGUCAGACAUGAAAUUUGAAACCGUUUUAUCAGUGGAAAUCGUGCCUACUACGACUACGGGCUCCUAAAGAAGCUGCAGUGUGUAAAUAGGAGAAUGGUGUGUGGCGGCAAAGGAUGAAUCAUGAGCUCACCCCAGACAAACAGACGUAUCACUCGGUACAAAUUGUGAUAAAAAUCAUUAUCACGAAAACAUGAUCGCCCAAUGAUAAAUACACUGUGUUUCGCAAACCUUUAAGUAGGUGGCGGUUGAGAGCAAACGUCAAACAGGUGAAAGAAAGGCGCGAGCGUUAUGAGUGGGUGAUUUGCGUACUACAGAUUAUUUGAAUUAACCGUUGAAAUGAAUCGAAGGGGAAGUGAGUAGACAUAACAAGAUUAUACGGACACAAAACACAUAUUAACAAACUAAACAGGCUAAAAGAAUUAGGGUAUAGUAAAACAGAUACAGAUAUGAUAACAUUGAGAGAGCGAACAGCGGUAAUCGAACAUUGCAUCGAUCACGACCACAUGUUCAAUCUAGGUCAGGUCACAGUGUUAGACAGAAGCAAUCACACGAGCACCCUCGCAUUUCUAGAAAUGUGCUAUAUCACUAACACACCACACACAGUAAAUCAUCGCACAGACAUUAGUGGGUUAAACUCAACAUACGCAGCCAUCUUACAAACCUUUUGCGAAACAUUUCAAACCCAUCAAACAACUAAUGAUCCACCAUCUUCAAACCAACCGUUACCUCCACUAGAUGUGUAGUGCAAAGAAUGUAGUUGCUUCAUUAAGUGAAAUUAACCUUCCGUAACUCGCGUGGUUGGCCACCAUUGCCAGCACCACACUAACGCUGAGUACAGAAAGCGAUCGCUCGAGGGUUAAGAAAACUCGCUACGUUUCACUUAAUAUCCUACAUGUAGGUCUAAUCCAAGCCAUUUUUAGAAUAAUAUGUGUAACUAAACAUUGUUUAUGCCUGUUUAAAGCAAAUGUUCAAUAGUUUAGGCACCGACAGUUCUAUGCCAACCAAAACGAAAAACGAUUAAUCAGAAUGUAAGUGAACUAUCGGAACAUGUAAUCCACGCAAUAAUGAUUCCGAUAAUUACAGUAUCCCCUGAAGAAGACCCUAAUACGAGUUGAAACGUUGGGAAAAAUCUAAAACUAUCGUUUUAAUUCCCCAAGACUGCAGUGCCGAAAUAAGUAGCUCUAUAGACCGUAACAGUCGAACUCUCUUCAUCCGAUACAUAGAUCGAAACAGAUCAAUGUUACCUCUGGAUACGGUACCUCUGCCUGUGCUCUCUUGUACUAGUUGGGAAAGAAUAAAAUGAGCAGAUUGACGCAGUGCGCCGCCGUGCUCCGCCUAGUCAAUAGGUUAGGGCCAACGGAACGGAGGUCCUGAUUCAAGGGUUCAAUCUUUAUUUGCUUGCGCUGCACUUGUCAAGAGAUGUUGCUAGCCUUCGGUAAAUCCAUUGGCGAAGAGUGCUGGCCGAGUUGCAAGCCAGAAGUGCAAACCUCUGACCGUGCCAUAUGUGCAGAUCGGUGGUGGUUGAUCAUCUUGAUCUUGAGCUGUCGCUGUCGGUCAUGGUGGCAAUGGAUUGUAUUGUUGGUUAUUGUUGUCACUCAACUCCAGUAAUAAGUGCAGUUUAUCAUUUUGAUUGAAUUGAUUCUUUGCAGUUCACAUUGUUUCCAAGAUACUUGGCACAGCAGCGCUUCAACACUUUCAAUUGUAUUUUCGAUCUCAAGCUUAUUAGAUUUAUAUGAUCAAUUCCAAACAUACAAUUAGCCAUUCUCUAUGUAACUACCCGGUACAAAUUGCCAUUGCAAUGCUCACCUUUCGUCUCCACCCUCGACCCCUAGCUAAUAAGGGAGCCGUACAUAUGAAAUGUCAAGUACUCGGAACAGGUUUCGCUCCCGCACACCCAGUAGAAUUUCUCCCGGUUUCAAGGUCGACAAAAGCUUAGCGCGCAGUGCCGUUGAAAGCAUUACCUCAUCCCUUUUGACGUGCCGUUCGUUUGCCGGUUUGUUCCUAGACCCCAGAGCCAGAGUAGGUAUCGGAGAUACCGGUACCGGUAUACCGCAUGCAGGCAUGCAUCCACCGAGAGAGAAGUGUGAAACACGCGACGAGCGAUAAAAUUGUCUGGUUGGUGGCUGACCAGUGACGAUCAACGACGGCCUGCGCGCGUCGUUGAAUGAAUUUCAUUGAUCAGACUGAACGCCUGCGAGUGAAUGAAUGAACGAAUGUGAGAGCGCGCGCGCGAUCGGGCGAACGUAGCGUGGAAACCGUCGCAGAUGUAAAAUUCAAAUGCGACCUAUCACGUAACCGUUUGGCAGGAAGGUUAGUCAACGCAACAGCUUCGUCGUUGGGGGAAGGCGAGUCAAGCAUUGAUAAGAAAAGCUUGUUUUGUUUAGUUGAUCUUGAUGCUUUUCAUAGAGUUGCCGAUUCGCUUCAGGGGCGGGUGCAAUCAUUGGGGUGAACAGAAAAAUGGACUGGUUUCAGGUGGCGACAUUGCAUUGACCGCCACUGUUUGACCCAGAUGACCAAUUUUGGAACCAUUUUGAUUGCAAUGUUUCUUUUGUAGUUUUGCCGAUAGAAAUACAACGAUUAAUCAAAUUCAAGCAAAAAUAGGCUUUAAUCAAAGAUAUCAGAUUAACUAAUUCUCUUUGGACCAAAAGAGAAUAAAAUAGACGAUGAUCACUUGAAUUCCAAUAUACAAACAGUCUUCGUUGACAUGAUAUGUAAAGUAAAAUAGAGAGAUUUUUUGAAAUUACAUGGCAGUACAUGACAGACCCAGUAAAAAUUCGACGAUUCCAAAUAAACUUUAAAUUGUUUUUGAAUAGGUUUUCGGGCACCAAAAUUCAUAAAAAAUUGAAUUUCAGCUUAGUUUUGCGUGCAGAUUCAGAAUAUGGCAUUAGCAACACCGUCAAAGAAGCAAAUUAAUUAAAUGACAAAUAUUUUCAGAACUCUUUUGGAACUCUCAGUUCAAAACUGUAGAAAUGUUCAUAGAGCAGCAGAGAGGUAGGCUUUGUCUGAGAUGAGGCGUGAGGCAAAGAAAUGAGCACCAACUUCGUUGAUUUUCAACGGUUUUUUUUUCUUCGAUUUUCGUAUUUCUUGGGCGGGUUCUGCCCCCAAUUAGGAUGAAGCAAGAACUUUACGAGUAUUUCCACAGUCAAAAAGUUGUGCAUUGGCUUUACUACAUUUCGAUUUUUUACGACUUGAACACGUUUAACACGUUCACGAGACUCGUUUCUCCCAAUGUCCGUAUUCAAAUUUUUGAAUAUUUUCAUACCGAUCGCCAACAGAUGUUUUAUAAAAAUCUAUCUUAUUCAAACAUCCCGUCGAAAGACAUUAAUUUAAAUGAGGAAGAUCUCCUUGGAUGGGUGUUGUGCCCUCGAAAUAUGCCAGAGGAAUUUAUAGUUUCAUCGUUAAAUUUAUGUUUGAUUGAGUCCGGUUUGUAUUUGAUUCUUGGACGGAAUUUCGAACGUGAUAGCUUUGAAAGCAUUUGAAAAGAACACGAGACUUACACCUGCUCACCUUGCAGGCAGCUUUCGAGUGAAACUUUAGACAUAUGCAUUGACUUUGAGUUCUAGCUGUCAAGGUAUCAAGUUGAAUGUUUUGAAAUUUUGUGCGGGAUUUCAUGUAUUAUUUUGAGCUACCUCGGAAAAAGUUAAAAUGUUUUGUUUCUUUGACUGUCUUUGACAUAGAAUAGUAUUGUUUUUGAGCAAGAUCACAUCAACCACCAUCUAUCGACGUAAUCUAUGGUCUCACGAAGCACAUUGACUGGACGCCGAUGCAAUUGGUAUUUUUUCCAUCGCGCGAAGAAUACACAAGUUUACAAAAUAAAAUGAAAGUCGUGAACUUCUGUCAACGACCAAAAUUUUUGAAGCACAAUUUAGUGCUGAUUUCGAAACCGACCUUCAAAAAAUUUAAAGUAGAACAGUUUUUGAGUUUGAGCUCAAUAUCGAGUUUUACAAUUUUUCAAAAUAUGUAAUUUACUAAAAUUCAAAUAUAUUGCGUUUUGCUCAACCAAUUUUAAAUCUGUUUCCAUAAAUUGAAUGCUGAAUACAAUACCAUUCGAUUAUCUGAAUACAGGUUUUACGUCAGAUUGAUGAAAUUCAAGAUAUCGACGAUUUUUAGGGACGAUCUUCUUAAAUUUUAGCAAAAUUCCCAAAUUUUUUUGAAGAAAUGUAUUUUUUUAAUAAGAAAAAACCAACUUAAAAAUUCUUUCUCGACGUUUAUCAUAUGUAGGCGAGUUACAGUAAAAAUUUCAGCUCAAUCGGAGCAUUGGUUACGGAGAAUUAGAUGUUUGAAGUGAGUGACUUUGCUUAAAAAUAGAACAAAAAUCGAUUUCAAAUCAUCAACCUUGUAUGGAAAGUCAAAAAAAUUUCCGCUCUACUGUAAUUUUUUUCUUUCGCGUUUUAGAACUCAGGGCAUGAUUCUACACCAAAAAUGAUCAUCAGCUUACCGAGUUCAAAAAUGCUGUAAACUAGUGAUAUCGGUUUCUGUCCGAUUUUAUCACCAGUAGCGCGCUUUAGGCAGAUUCGGGCUUAUGGGUUGAUAAUCGUAGGAAACCUCAGGUCAAUUCAAAAAGUGUUGUGAUACAGUAAAUUUGAUCAUUGGUGUGGAAACACGAAGUUGCGGUUACAGUAGUGGUAGAUCGCCGGCACGAUGGUCGAGUCCAUCACAAGGCGAAGAAAGUGGCUCCUGAUUUGAGGAUUUGUCGCGCGAGAUUUCGAUGAAAACUCUUUGGAACAUCGGGAGAACAAUCCCAAGUAACAAUUUAAGUUUUGUUCGGCUCUUUAAGAGAUCCUCAUUGUGAGAUAUAAGAUGUACUGAAUAAAGCUGUGAUAAAGAGAAUGAUCACAGCAGGCGAUAUAGCGCAUUUGAAUGUGAUGUGAACUGUCAAGCAGACAAUGUUAGCAUCCCUGCUUGCGUAGCAACAACUCCAGGCGUCACCCAACCGCGUUCACUCUUGCCUCUGGGUAAGUUGUGUGUGCUGCCCGUGAGGGAUGAUUCCUUCCCAGAGAAAUCCUUAACUUCACAUUGGCGAAUACCUGCCAGUUUUUCGUUCAAUUGCGAAAAAAAAUCGAACCAAAUUAAAUAUUAUUUUGCUGGGAGGAAUCACUCUUCAAUUUGCAUUGUAAAGUGAGAAAAUUACGACAACACAAAAAAGUGAAAAAUGUGGUGUGAUAUUCAUCGUGGGCUCCGGAUGGUGCAUGCUUCCGGAUGAUUUUUUGUGCUUGGACAAUUAUCGAGGAAGAAAUAAAACACGAGAAAAAUAAACCAGCAGCAGUAACUGGUAAGGAAAAGCUAUAGUGAUUCUGUUAUGUUGUGCUUACAGCGUGUUGUUUGCCGUGGGGGAAAACCUCCGGCAAUGUCCGCUGCCGAAAAGCAAGGUUAGAAAGAUCCUGUUGUUUUGCAUCGUGCAAAUGUCGGAUCGGAAGCUUACAGCAUGUUGUUUGUCGUGGGGGAAAAAUCCCGGCAAUGUCCGCUGACGAAAAGCUAGGGUAGAAAGAUCCCGUUGUUUUGCUUCGCGCAAAUGUCGGAUCAGAAGCUUACAACGUGUUGCUUGCCGUGGAGGGACAGUCCCGGCAAUGUCCGCUAACGAAAAGCUUGGUUAGCAAGAUCGCGUUGUUUUCUUUCGUGCAAAUGUCGGAUCUGAAGCUUACAUCGUGUUGUUUGUCGUGGCCGAUAAAUCUUAGCAAUGUACGCAAAAAAAAAAAAAAUAUUAGAAAAAUCCCGUAGUUUUGAUUCGUGCCAAUCCGUACCAAAUCGUACCAAUAUCAGAUAUUUCGAACUUAAACGACGGAGCAAUGGGAUAAAUUCGGGUAUAAGAUUGAAUAAAGACUCAAAGAGCAAGAUUUUUUUCAGAACCACCCAGUUUUCGAUCUUUUCUGGAAAACAAAGUAGCAGCAGCAUGGUACCUCACAAUGAAAACUGUAUUCGGCAGCCAUGGCAGCAGCUGCAAGGUAUGUGACGAUGCAAUAUAACAGUUAAUUAUGUUGAAUGGUUGUAAGUAAAUACUCCAAAUUGAGAGACGGAAAUUCAAUUUUAUGUUAAAAAUGUGUAAAACUUCUUUAGAGUAGAAGAAGGAUGUGAGAUAUAAUACCCCGGACAGACAUGUGAUUCGAGUGUGAUACAUGUACAACGGUACUCACUGUCAAGAAAAUUCUAAUAAGACUGACUUGAAUGGAGAGAAUUAUCAGUGUGGCACUCAUUUCAAGCGCAAAUUUACAAUGAUUCUUGUAUAACAUGUGUGUCAUAAGUAUAAGAUGUACUGAAUAAAGCUGUGAUAAAGAGAAUGAUCACAGCAGGCGAUAUAGCGCAUUUGAAUGUGAUGCGAACUGUCAAGCAGACAAUGUUAGCAUCCCUGCUUGCGUAGCAACAACUCCAGGCGUCACCCAAUUGCGUUCACUCUUGCCACUUGCGAACCAACGUCAGCCUGGGUAAGUUGUGUGUGCUGCACGUGAGGGGUGAUUCCUUCCCAGAGAAAUCCUAAACUCCACACUCAUGACCAAUUUUAUAAAAUUUGCAAUAAAACUGAUUUAAACAUCAAAACCUCUUGAUAAUUUCUUUAAGAGCAUAUUCCGGCUAAGUUGACCACUCUCGGAGAGGGUUUUCAAACCGUAUCAAGAGUAGCAAUAAAACUGUUUUAAAACCUCGUAGACAAAUUUUCCGUACUCUAAAAGAGGUUAUGAUGAUUGUUGAUGUUUUUUUCAACAAAAACUAUGACAGCUCAAGAUGCACAGAAGUUUUCCAAGUAAGAUUUUAAAUUUUGUUCGGCUCUAUUAGAGAUUUUCAUGACCAAUUUUAUAAAACUUGCAAUAAAACUGAUUCCCCCAUCAAAACCUCUUGAUAACCUCUGUUAGGAGCGCCAAGUCGAUCGGCGAGCCCCUCGAAUGAUGUAGCCGCACCCCGGCAUCAAUCGAGGGAUCGUCAGGAAUAAAGUUGAACGAUUACCUGACAGUACGGGCAAUCGGUAAAACAAUAGCAUCGAGCAACAAAAAGUGAAGUUUUUUAUAGACUCCACCAAUUUUUUCUUAAAUCUACAGUUUAUCUUAAUAUUAUAGCUUUAAUUAGGUAACAUUAAAAAACAACAAGUUGAAGUACAUAUUAGCCUAAUUGAACCUAUUAUUCGUUAAAUGCUACAGGCAAUUACAUGCAAACUACCAGUGUAUUCAUACGCGGAUUCAACGAUCUAAAACUAUUAUUGUGCAUCGUUUGGGUAAAUGUGAAUUAUGAAUUGCAAUUGAACCAUAUAAUGAAAUUAUCUAAAAUAUAGAUCGCGAGCAGACGCUGACUGUAAAAUUAUCUGGGACAUAAAAACAGUGUGAAUCACCAACAGUAAGCAAAGUAAUCUAUACUAUUUUUAAUAUGCGUAGUAUAACUUGAAUUUUCUCUACAUUUGCCAGGAAUUUAUAAUUUAUAAAUCCCCAAAUCACAACCGGAAAUAAAUUUAUAGAUUCAACCGAUUCUAGUCUCAGAUCAUUUAACAACAACCUCUUUAAGAGCACCUUCCGGCUAAGUGAACCACUCUCGGAGAGGUUUUGUAAACCGUUUUAAGAGUAGCAAUACAACUGUCCAUACUCGAAAAGAGGUUCUGGUGAUUGUUGUUUUUUUUUAACAAAAACUAUGACAGCUCAAGAUGCAGAGAAGCUUUUUCAAUGGCACGCGAAGUUCAGGAGGAGACAUCAUAUUUUAGAAGUGAUUAUGUUGCUAGGCUUAUGUAUAUUCAAUUUCACCGUGAAUAUUGGGAUUGCUCUUGUUCGCUUUUUAAUUGAUGUUUCUCGGUGAAACACCAAUUAAAAAGCGAACAAGAUCAAGUAAGCGGUGAUCAAAGCCAUAUCAAGAUAUUGGGAUUGCAGAAACAUAAAAUUAAUACGCUUCGAAAAUGCUGAAUAUUAUGAUCUUGAAAGGAAAUAAAUCAAUUUGUUAAUUUGGUAAGACUAUCUCGAAUUUCAAGAAUAAUCAGCUGAGAGAGUUUAUUUAUCUGAGCAUUAGGGUGGCCCACACUUAUAUGAAAAACAAAAAUUUUGAAAAAUGCCAAGUCCCACCUCCUGAAUUAGUUGUUUUGGACUCCCAGAAGCUACGUUCAAAAUUUGAGCAAAAUCGGUUAAAUAUAUGCAGAAAUCUUAGGUUUUCCAUUUUUUGUCGCUAAGUGGCGCUGUAAACGUUCAAUGACAAAACCCCGGUGUAUUAUUGUAGGUGAUUAUAUACCAAACAACUUCGUCGAAGACUGCAAAGUGGUACGACGCCUGUUAAAAAGUUAUACCCUGGGUAAAGUGAGGCGAGACGUUAUGGCUGUUUUUCCAGUACAUGUAAAGGAAUAAUAUCAAUAUUGAAAUCUCAAUACUUCUCUUCACUUUGCCUAGAUAAUAACUUUUCUCACAAGCGUCGGAUUACUUUGCAGUCUUUGACAAAGUUGAUUGGUAUAUAGUCACCUACAAUAAUACCAAAGGGUUUUUAUCAUUAAAUGCACCACCUAGCGGCAAAAAUGGUAAACUUAAGACUUCUCAUACAUUUGACCAUGUUUUCCCAUACAAACUUCAAGCAUUUUGAGCACCCCAUUAGGCUUAAUUGAUUUUGCUCAAAUUUUGAACGUAGCUUCUGGGAGUCCAAGACAACCGAUUCAGGAGGUAAGACUUUGCAUUUUUACAAAUUUAUGUUUUUCAUUACAAGUGUGGGCCACCUUAGUGAGCAUGCUAUGGAAAUGACGGCAAACUAUCAAUUCACUGCAAAUUUGAGUAAAAUUAACUAUUUUCAUUUAAGUUAUUUAAUUUUCCAAUAUGGUGACGACCUUAAUUAGCGAAAAUAAAACGAAAGCAAGUUUACUUUUAUGAUGACCGCAAUAAAUCUAGCGGUGUCAUAGUUUCUGCUUUUUCACCAACAGAUGCCGUUACUAAUCGAACGGGUAGUCAUCUGUUGAGAGUUUGAACAGUUUUAUUGUGAUAAAAAUGAAUGCCAGAAGAAUUUCAUACAGGAGAGUUUUAUUCAUUCUUAACCCUUCAGCGCGCGCGCUGUUGUAAAAAGUACAACACUACCAAAAAAUCUCGCUUUUCGUAUACAGCGCGAGCGCGGUGCAGUUUCGGUUGCUUGAUGGCGCGCGUCCUGGAAGGUUAAAAUCUGGCUCCAUGGAUAUCUUCAAGUAUACUAUAAAACAUUGAAUCAUUUUUUUAAGUACAUAUUCAUAAAACUGACGGUUUUCAUUAUUGCUGUAAUAAAACCCUAAUUAAAAUUAAACAAAACCAAUCAGCAAUGGAAUUGUUACAAACAUUUUUUUUAUGUAGUUUUAGGUAAUUUCAACGGAUCGUAACGCACAUUUCUUUCUGUACCACCCCAAGUAACACACAUGUUAUAUAAAAGUUACGACAGCGCAAGUUUUGGUUGUAUAGAAGUUUAUUUUACG